AUGAAGAGCUGCCCCCAGCUUCUUGCCCUGAUCUAUGUAAAUGGAGGGCUAAGACUCAUCCAAUCCAUGGGACCUCAAGCUCAGGACAGGUCCCAAUCCCCCACCAGAAGCUGUGCUCUGCUAGGGUCUGAAUGCCAUGGUGAUCACCUAACACUAGGACUGAUGCUCUUUGCCAGUGUGCUGGGGACUUGCCUUGAAGCUGCCAAAAUCACUGUGGGCUUCCAUGCCCCCUGGAACAUCGCCCAUCCCUGCAGUGUGCAGAGGCUGGGGGCAGGCAUGGACAAGGUCAACUCAGAGCCAGUGGGCCUGGGAAACUUCAGCUGGGAGUUCACUUACACCAACUCCACCUGCAGUGCCAAGGAGUCCCUUGCUCUUUUUAUCAACCAGGUCCGGGGAGGACAYAUUUCUGCCCUGUUUGGACCAGCAUGCCCUGGAGCAGCAGAGGGUGCUGGUUUGCUGGCUUCUGAGUGGAAGAUCCCUGUUUGACUUUGUUGGAUCAAUGGCCAAGUUGAAGAGCCAUUUUUUUGUAUGAUACUUGCGUUGACACUUGUGCUAUCCAAGCAGGAAAAAGAUGAUGUGCUUCAGAAAAGGUCUACCUUUCUGAAGGUUUCCAACCUAGGUCUCUCGUACCUAGGUUGGAAACACAUUGGGUUGUUUGGAUGCCACUGGGCCUCCUCCUGGGAUAGUGGGAAUGAGCUAUGGAGGGUUGGAGAUGAACUAAAAUCCCAUUUCACCAUCACUGCCAGCAGCAUGAGACACACCAGCAGUAACCGAGUCCUCCUUCAGGAGGAUCUCAGAAGCAUGUCAUCAGUCGCCAGAGUUAUCAUCUUUAUCUGCAACUCAGAGGAUGCAAAAAUUAUUCUGCGGGCUGCAGAGAACCUGGGACUCAGCACUGGAGAAUUUGCCUUUAUUAUUUUGCCACAGUUGGAGGUAGAUGCUGACCCGCACUCAGUGGCUCYGGUAAUGAGAAUGGAGUCCUUGCUCUCCCAUGCAGAGCGUGGCUUCUGGGAGCAGGCCUACCAGAAGCUGAGGAGGGUGCCCUUCAUCUCCUUGGAGGAGCAGAUGAGCCCUUACUCUGCCUAGCUGCACGAUGCUGUCCUGCUGUACGCACAGAUGAAAGAGAUAGUCCAGGUCAGGAGAGAAUUUCAGGAUGGGUGGCAGCUGGUCAGCACCCCAAGAGCCCAUUACACUGCACUUCAGGGGGAGCAGCCAUGUGCUGGGGGUUUCUGGACUCAGGAAUCACAGGGCCCUGUGUUUGUGAACUCCCAGGGAAAAAGGUACAUGGAUCACUCAGUCUACAUCCUACAGGAAUUUGGAAAUGAGUUCCUUUUUCUUCCUUUACUUCAUUAUGAUUGCUCUCAGAAAGUAAUCAGACCAUUAAGAAAUUUCUCCAACAUUACUUGGUCUCAUGGUUCCCUCCCUGAAGUCAGACCCAGCUGUGGGUUUUACAAGGAGCUCUGCAAAACAAAGCCUACUUUAACAGGCAAAAUAGACAUUGGGUGGCAAAUUAACUAUGUUAACAUCACCAUCCUGCCCCAGAGCAAGCCACCUGGGAGAGGCACACCUGUAUCAAGAGGCAACAGUAGUAAGGCAUCUUGUAGGAUGAGUUCUGCUGACCUCAGCACCUUUGUCAAGAGCCUGGGGGCAGGGAGAAUUGGUGGGGAGCUCUUUUAUGCCCCCAGUAGGGCUUUGCCAGGCAUCCUUUCCUCCCUGGAGCUCCCACUACAGUCCUGCGUCCUGUGUAGUUACCCCCACCUAAAAGGAGCAGAUCUGGGAUUGGCACAGAGCUSAUACUGUAUCUUCUUCUACCUCACACCUACCCCAGUACUGUGUUUUGUGAUGGUUAAAAGCAGACACAAUAGAGAAAACAUGACCAUCUGCUAUGUUGGUGACCAAGCAGAAGCAUGGGAUAGGAAGCUGACUGUGUGGCAGGAAGUCCAGCUGGUGUGUGAAUUAAGGCAUGAGAACAUCAUCCCCUUCUUUGGUAUUUACAACAUCUGUAUUGUCACCCAGUAUUGCAAAAAAGGAAGUCUUUUUUUUGGGGGGGGGGAUAUUUUGAGUAACUCAGAUCAUGAAAUGGAUUGGAUAUUCAAAUKCUCAUUUACAGGUAGCCAAGGUGGGGGCAGAGGAGACUCCUGGUGGAUGCAGAUGCGCUCCUGCCUGGAUCUGCGUGGAGAAGCCAGAGCCCCUCAGCACAGCUCCCACCCACACUGUGAUGUCAGCAUCCCCAGGGCUGAGGGUCUCCUGGCUGGCUACGAUUUCAGGGGCAACAUAGAGGAGAAUGGCAAAGAACUUCUUCAGCUUCUUCCCAGCUGUGAAUCUGGUGCUCAGGCCAAAGUCGAUGAGCUUCACGUUGCCACUGGCGUCCACCACCACGUUCUCAGAGGCUUCAGGUCCAGGUGCAAGAUGCCUUCUGGCACCAUCUGCCUGAACAGUCUGCGGGCCUCCUCCUCCUGCRUGCCAGAGGAACAGGGAGCUCGAGCUACUUUUGCCAAGACCUUUACCACAACCUCUGUCCUGACGGGGUCCAGUUUGCCUUCUCAGGGGCUGGACACUGUCUGCUCCCCUGUCCCUCCCCAAGGACCCCCGGGGGGCUUUUGGUAUUGCAAGUCUGCUCUCUCUCCACGCAACCCCCAGGGCCUUGCAGAGCUCACCGAACAGCCCCGAGCUGCCCAGAGCUCCCCAUCGGGCACCCCAAGGGCAGACGUCUACAGCUUUGCCAUUCUCCUGAGGGACUUUAUCCACCACCAGGACCACGCGCCCUCGAUGAGGGCAACCUCGAUGAGGCASCCUGCGAAAGACCCCGUGGCACCAGUUCUGCAUCCACCUUCCCUGCCGGAGAAGGGUGACGAAAAGGUCAUGGGCAUGGUGAGGGCAUGUUGGGGGGCUCCAGGGAAAAGGCCCAGCUCCCCUYCCAUCAGGAGAACUGUAAGAGAAGCUACAGGCCACGUGAGCAUACCAGAUAGUAUGACGAGCAGGCUGGAAGAGUAUGCCGCCCUGGAGGACAGACUGGAAGAGAGGACCGGCCAGCUGAUGGCAGAGAAGAAGGUGGAGAAGCUCCUGUCUACAAUACUGCCCAGGCUCUCCGGAGCAUUGAGGAUUGGAGCUAAAGGGGAAGUGGCAACAGUUACCUGCCUGGUGCUGCUCAGGGCGAAAUCUGAAUAUGUCCUGAAGUGGGAAGCAGCUGAGGGGAGGACAGCAAAUCCAGCCACCAUCUGGCUCCUCCAGGUGGCGCUGCUGAUGCUGCUUUCUGCAUUUUCCGACUUUUUGAAUGGGGUCAAUUGUGGCUCCAGGGACAACGCAUUCAUGGUGGCUAGUGGACUUCCCAUGUGCAACGGAACCCGACACGUGGAUGGGAUUGCCACCAUGUCUCUUCCCUUCCUUAGUGCCAUCCUCCACUGCCAGAGUGGGCACAUGCCUGAGGAGAAGCUCAAGCCCUGGAUUGGCCUCCACACAGAUAUACUCAGGGGUCCAGCCCAUUGGCAGUCCCCCCUGCAGAUGAUGUGGUGGCUAGUGUGGGGGGAAUUCACCAUGACCGGAUACUGUCUGUUUGGAGACACCGUGAACACGGCAUCCAGAAUGGAAAGUAGYGGUUUGCCUCUAUGGAUCCAUGUUGCUCAGAGCACUGCAGAUGCCUUGCUGGCAAUAGGCGGCAAUCUGCAAAAGAGAAGCACCAUUCCAGUCAAGGUAAGGCCAGAACAAACGACUUUUUCGUUGAAAGGCCAAGAAGGCUUCGCCAGUCCACUCCCCGGGUUUACUGAGCAAGAGGCUCAAGUUCCAGAGAUCUUGUGA
Urocitellus parryii (Arctic ground squirrel) is the source of this 3792-nucleotide messenger RNA. The record is from RefSeq and is a predicted model, not a curated record. NCBI's taxonomy places the organism in Eukaryota, Metazoa, Chordata, Mammalia, Rodentia, Sciuridae.